This is a messenger RNA of Trypanosoma cruzi, 3033 nucleotides long. RefSeq lists its product as uncharacterized. Bases 1 to 3033 code for a protein of 1010 amino acids. NCBI's taxonomy places the organism in Eukaryota, Euglenozoa, Kinetoplastea, Trypanosomatida, Trypanosomatidae. The transcript has a single exon. The record is from RefSeq and is a predicted model, not a curated record.
AUGCGUCGGUUGUUGGUUAUCCCAUGGCGCCUUUUCCCCACGGCGGAAGGGAAAAUGCGGACUGCGUCUUUGUUUUUCACGCCGGGCAUUCCAGUGCUGGAAGAAGACUUGGUUGACGAGGAACUACUCGCCCGACUUCUUGUACAGGAGGCUUCCCCAGUGGCGACACCGACAGCACCAGGCCCAUUGCCGAGGCCAAAAUGCAUGACUUCUUCUACAUCCACUGUUCCUUCCACCGCCCCAGCGGUGCCCGUAACGGAAGAGGAAAGCGGAACGAGAAAUGGAGAGGUCACACUAGCAACUGACAUGUUUUUAGAGGAAGGUGGUGAAACGACAUUGCAGCGGAGUGCCCUCCCAAUCAAAAGCUCCCGUCGGGGAAAUCAGCAUGUCUCUAAGUACUCCUAUAUUCGUAAGUCAAUGCAUACGAAGUUGAUCAAGGAGGGUGCUGAGCCUGUGAGGGAAUCCACACUUGAGUGGAUGUGCAGCGGUUGCCGAACUUACAAUUUUGUCGGUAGGAAAUUGUGUAGACGUUGCAAACAACGAGAUAUAGACUCCUUUAAACACACCUCGCCUCCUGCACGUCACAUCCCAUUAUUCCCUGCGACGUGGGCUUGUCAUUCAUGCGGUUUCAUUAACCGUUCCGAAGCCCACGGCGUAUUAAGUCGCAAUAAAUUUUUUUGUGAGGGCUGUGGCAUUCGUUUUUCCGGUGUGCGGGAAUGGUAUUGCCCAUCGUGCCAUUGCAUCAAUUCUCGGGGCUCAACAAAGUGUGCAACUUGCUACCAUGAGCGUCCUCACCUUUGGACCUGUUCCUACUGCAAGUACGAUAAAAACUCGAUCUUCUUUACGGAGUGUCAUAAUUGCCUUGCUUCUCGUUCAAGGCAGGUGUCUGACUCUACUGUUUUGUGUCCGACGUGCCAUCAGCGGAAUGACGUGCAAUGGGAGAUGUGUUUCUUCUGCAUGACGCCUUUAGGGAUGAUGGUGAGCGUCAAGAGGCUCCAGGAACGGUUGGUUGGUGGUGUGGAUAAAGUGGCAAAAAAAUUGCCCAGUGAAACCGAAGAAGGUAAGCGCAAAGGUGGUGGGGAUGAUGCUUUUUCAGAGCUCGCGACGGCGGAGUCUUCUCCAAUUGUUGAUAAGGGGACAGGAGAAAAUGAGGAUAUGCGAUCAAACACAUCUCGGCCGCCGGAGCCAGGGGAAGACGAUUCCCAGAAGUGUUUAAAUAACGAAGGCCAGCAGGAGUCGAAUCCAUCACCUGAGAGAAUCAGCUCUACGAGAGAAGUGCAAAUCCAGGAAAUUGCUGCGAACGAGGACGGUAGUUGGUGGUGCGACGAAUGCCAAGUUUUGCAGCGGCGCAAUGCGGGGUUUUGUGAUAUUUGCCUGAAGCCAAAAGUCGUCGCGAAUUCUGGAAAUGUUUCGGCACAAAGAGAGGGGACGGUGCAGACUGGAUGGACAUGUCUCUCAUGUGCCCAUCAGAAUGAAGAUGCGUCAAGGCAAACCUGUGAGAAAUGCCACAAUGCAAAGCCACAGGGAGCAGGAGUUGUACAACGUGACGAGCAGCAAGGAAUACGGGUUGCGUCUGCUGCGACUAGUGAUGCGAUGGAAACUGUUUCCGUUUUUUCCUUUGUUGGAGAUACAGGCCAGUGGCGGUGCCCCUACUGCCGAAAGAUGGUGGAUGUUACGGAAAUUUCAUGUUGCGGCGUCCCGCGUGAAAUUCCAUUUGGGUAUUGGCUUUGUGACUCUUGCUGCAGUACAAAUCGUGACGAGCGGGCGAACUGUAUGGGUUGUGGUGCGGCGCCACCUGCUAAACCGUGGCGAUGUUUUUUAUGCAGGUUUGGGAAUAAUAGCAAAGACCUCUUUUGUGUUCGCUGUGGCUCUGCGCAUCCGCAUCACUGGGAGUGUGCAAAGUGUGGUACGAAAUGCCAACAAGCCUCUCAUAGCAGGUGCUUUUCGUGUGGUGCGGAGAAAACCACGCAAGAGGUUAUCAAUUGCGAAGCAUGUUGUGCCCCAAAUCAUGCGUCCCGGAGGAGUUGCUACCGUUGCCGUGGACGACUAUCAUCUGAUAAGUGGCGUUGUGGUGCAUGUGGCUCAACUGAGAAUGAGAGGCAGGCUCGCCGAUGCGAGGCGUGUGGCAGCCCACGCGAGUACAAUAUGGAGGAAAUCAUAUGGAUUUGUGACGUGUGUGACGCGGCAGUGGCCUCCGGAGGUGAUUUGCCGGAGCGCACUCAGUGUCCUCUCUGUUCUUCCGAGCGCACUGAGCGAAGCUUGUGCUUGCCCAGUCGCUGGCGAUGCCAAGGUUGUGGUGUGUUGAACAGCUAUUCCGUUCCCUCUUGUUUGGAGUGCGGUGGCAAACGCGUAAUGGAAGGGUUGCAUACACACACUACUUGCUCUUCGUGCUUCCGUAUAACUGCGCUUACGAAGCAGGAGCAGUGCAGUAACUGUGGUGCGGACCUGUCGUCAAUCAUCAACGAGGCGGGAACUCCGAUUUCACUGACUGGCAUCAAGUCGCUUCUUGUCGAAAACACCCCUCUUCCCACGUCCUCAGCAGAUGGACCCAUGCGGACGUGCAAUGUUGCAGAAAAUACUUCUGUGGCAAGAAGAGGAACCGCAUCUCCUUGUUCUACACGUGAAAACACAGUAACAUUGAGGCAGCCUUCGAAUGAGCAACGGCACGACGCAGAUCACCUUGUUGAGAAGAAGACUUGUACGGAUGAGACCUUGGAUGCUCGCAUGGUGAAUCCCUACUCCUCCUCCAUCCCUCCUUCGUCAUUAGCAGCCGCAGCAGCAGAAACGGUGUUAACUUUGAUCCCGAGUAACACCAAUGGGAAUAAUUUUCUGAGGGAAGAAGUGGAGGAGCCUGAGGCCGUGGUGAUGGACGUGAUAAGCGAGGAGGAAGAGGAAGAAGAAAAAGAAGUGGAUUUGGAGGGUGUGGAGUGGAGCAGCAGCAUUCCGUCGUGGAUGUGUGUGAACUGCGAGACAAAAAAUCUUGAAGAGGCUGAGACGUGUGUGUGCUGUGGGCUUCGUCGCGGAGACGACUAA